This is a messenger RNA of Pocillopora verrucosa, 2069 nucleotides long. RefSeq lists its product as uncharacterized. NCBI's taxonomy places the organism in Eukaryota, Metazoa, Cnidaria, Anthozoa, Scleractinia, Pocilloporidae. The record is from RefSeq and is a predicted model, not a curated record.
GUCAUACUCAGAAGAACUAACAAGGUUUUGGACGCAGAGUUCAAAUCCACGAGUAUCUCUAGCAUACUGCUGAGGUCAAAUGGCUGGGUUACAGCUUCUGACAGCAUUUCUCUUGGCAGUCGUUUCUACUGUGCAAGGAGCAAAUCAUCAAGGGAAUUGUCCAGAAAUUCAGUUACCCAAUAACAGUAAUGGAACAUGUCUUCUAAAUGACCAAUGUAGCCAAGUAACAUGUACGUCACCAAAAGAUAGUGAUAACCCGUUUGGACGCAUGGUUUUGACUGUACGAGUGACCAAAUGUCAGAAUAAAUUGAAGGCCGCUGUUUCUAUUGACUCAAAUGACCAUGUGUGGGCACGUUUGCUUGGAGAUGGUGAUAAAGCAGAACUUCCUUCUCCACCUGGCAUGCCUGGCCCAAAGCCUUACUUGAAGGUUAAUCUUAAGGAAAAUGGUGACAAAGUCCACUUCAAGUUACUGAUGCUGAUGGAGCCAGGAAAUUUCAGUGUUACACUUCUUGAAGGAGAAUUACGUGCUCUUGAGUGCACAAUUGGUGAAGAAGCAAAUCAUGAUGAAAGUUGUCCAGGAAUUCAGUUACCCAAGGAAAGUAAUGGAACAUGUGCGUUAAGUGAAAAAUGCAGUAAGGUGACUUGCACUUCGCCAGAAGAUGAGACUAAACCGUUUGGUAAAGCAGUAUUGACGGUAAAAGUUGAGGAAUGCCAAGGAAAAUUAAAAGCCAUAGUUUCUAUUCAAUCUCCUGGUCAAAUGUGGUUGCAUGAGUUUGAAGAUGGUGACAAAGCAGUUAUGCCUACUCCACCUGGGAUGCAAGGCAGCCCAGAACUAAACAUGAUGGUUGAUCUGAAGGAAAAUGGCGACAAAGUCCACUUCAAGUUAGUGGUGUUGGUGACAAAUUACGAUUUCACACUUCUUGAGGGAGAACUACAUGCUUCCAAGUGCGAUGGUGAGGGUGGCUCCAAGCAAACCAAACAAUGCCCAGCUGUUGAGUUUAUUCCAGACGAGCCUGGUGCAGGCAAAUGUUCCUUUAGUCAACAAUGCAGUAAGCUUGAAUGUGUUGCAGAGGGAGAUGGCCAUAAAUUAAUUGCUGAUUUUAAAGUGAGCAGAUGUGGUAAAUCUCUUGUUGCAUCAGUCAAAUUACAGCAGCCAGAGGAGGACCUAGACUGGUCUGAGAGGCUGAAAGAUGGUGAAAAAGCUAAAUUGCCUAUUAAAGCCAGUAGUUUUACUGGAGGAUUAGCAGUUUCUGAUGCCAAAUUGUUUGUCCAAGUUCAUUUGAAGGAGAUGCAGGACAACAGAGUAAAUUUUACAGUCAGGAUGACUGGGCAUCUGACAGCCCUAGGUGAGACUGUGCAGGUGAAUACUGUGCUGAUACAAGGACAGAUAGCUGUAUCAUCUGUUGCGGACUGUGGUUCGUGGUUUAGUGAACAGUCAACAGCCGUGAAAGUUCUGGUGAUUUUGGUCCCAGUAACCGCAGGGAUUUUGCUGACUCUCACUGUUGUCUUUUGCUGUUGUAAAAGACGUCGUGAUGGCACUCGUCUGUAUGUCAACAUAUUUAAGCCCCGCAAUGAUGACUAUGGAAUGCGUCGUUUGUCUAAUGAACUCUGAAUUUUUUUCCAACAACAAAACCAUUAAUUGUCCGUGAAGACAAGUUGUAGAACUUAAAACUAUCUUGUAGUUGUUUCGAGUGCAUUUUUAUUGAGUGUCUCGAAACAAAAAUCAAAGAGAUCACAUUGACCGAGCAGAAAAAGGUGAAUCUCAUGAGCCAGUGAAAAUAAAAUGUGUUCUGCAGCGCAGAAGAACGCGCCUGACCGAGUUGCGACUGGCUUUAGUUUUGCUUCUGAUUGGUUGAGAAUUUUUUUAACCAAUCAGUGAAAAGUGAAACUGAUGCUAUCAUGAGUUACUUCCGACACUUAUUUGAACUUGUCGAAGCUAGAGCUCCGUUGACUUAAUUACUGAGAAUAAAACAGGUAGUGGUUAUUUAAAUAUUUAUCUCCAUUGUACCGUAAUAUCAUGAGUUUGACACCGAGAAAUUUCCCAGGGUUUUUUUAAGGAGCCGGCAAAA